Messenger RNA from Effrenium voratum, 637 nucleotides. NCBI's taxonomy places the organism in Eukaryota, Dinophyceae, Suessiales, Symbiodiniaceae. The record is from the annotation of a GenBank genome assembly.
AGGAUGCAAUCCGGUUCGACCGGGUGGAGGUGCAAACGAGACGCAAAUGCGCCAAGGGGUUUGGACCAGAAGGUCCGAGGUAGAUGUCAAAUAUUGGAAGCACAGCGCCGGUCGAAAGGUGCCGGCCUGACACAAAAGAGGAUUACUUAAAAUGGCUGUUGAUUAUUUUCUGAAGCUUGAAGGCAUCAAGGGUGAAGCACAGGACAAAACUCACAAGGAAGAAAUUGAUAUUCUUUCCUGGUCCUGGGGUGCUUCGCAAUCCGGUACAACGCACAUGGGCUCCGGCUCCGGUGGUGGAAAGGCACAUUUCCAGGAUCUCAGCAUUACCAAGUAUGUCGACAAAUCGACCCCGGUUCUGCUGCAGCACCUUUCGACCGGUAAACACAUUGCCGGCGGUUAUUUCUACUGCCGCAAGGCUGCUGGCGACUCUCCGCUUGAGUACAUCAAGAUCGAGAUGAAGGACAUCAUCGUCACGAGCGUAUCGACUGGUGGCAGCGGUGCCGACGAUCGUCUUACGGAAAACUGCACGCUGAACUUCGGUGAGUACAAGUACGUCUAUACCGAACAGAAGCCGGACGGUUCCAAGGGCGCAGCGCCGGAGUUCGCAUUCGACAUUGCAGCGAACACCAAGAAGUAA